CUUGGCAGCGGCCCUUGCCAUCAUCGGGCAAGGCGCGACCCUUGACAGCGGCAUCACUUUGGUCAUCACGUGCAGCCUGUAUUUCAUCUACCACUGUCUAAUAUAUACACUUCGGUGCAGACUUUGGUAUGUGGGUUGGAUGGGCGCGUUGUGCUCGUCGAGUCGUUCGACAUGAUGUGAAGGCGCCACGGAGGCUGCUCUCCACCCAAACUCCCCAAGCGGACCUGCUAUCAAAAACCACUCGUAAUAUUGGCAUUGUUGCCCACAUCGAUGCAGGCAAGACAACGACAACGGAGCGCAUGCUUUAUUACAGUGGGUACACACGAAGAAUAGGAGAUGUCGAUGAAGGAUCCACUGUGACCGACUUCCUGCCUGCUGAACGAGCUCGUGGAAUUACUAUCCAGUCUGCAGCAAUCACCUUCCAUUGGCCACCCCAGGAACCUGGCGCAAACCCUCCUCCAGCACCAGCGUCCUUUGAGUCCAUCGCUCCGUCAUCGAUCCCGCACAAUGUAAAUCUGAUCGACACACCUGGCCACGCGGACUUUACUUUUGAGGUUUUGCGCUCUCUUCGUGUGCUAGACGGUGCCGUCUGCAUUCUAGACGGCGUUGCUGGCGUCGAAGCACAAACAGAAAAGGUUUGGACGCAGGCUGGUAAUUACCAAAUACCCAGGAUCAUCUUUGUCAACAAGCUUGAUCGAGUCGGUGCUGCCUUCUCGAGGACUGUGAAGGAAAUUGGCGUCAGGCUCCACGGCUGGCCUGCAAUUUGUCAGAUUCCAUGGUGGAAAGGUGGCAAUGGCGAUUUCGUUGGUGUCGGCGACGUUGUCAAUCUUCGCGGUAUGCUAUGGCAGUCCGGCGGUGACGGAAGAGACAUUCGGGCAUAUGGCCUUGAAGAGCUGGACAAGACCGAUGCAAAGUUUGCCGAAGAGAUUAGGAAGGCCAGAGUCGCUCUUGUCGAAACACUGAGCGAGCACGAUGAUGUUAUGGUCGAGUCCUUCCUUGAGCAUGAUGAAGAUCAUCUGGCUAUACCUGCUUUGCACAUCUGGCAGUCCCUCCGACGAGUCACACUGCAGAGCUCACAAGCUGUCAUACCUGUUUUUGCCGGAGCUAGCUUCCGGAAUGUUGGUAUUCAGCCUUUACUCGACGCAACAGUCGAUCUACUUCCAUCACCCCUCGAGCGCCCUGACCCAGAGAUCAGCAUCUCAGGUCAGAGCAGCACCCUGUCCACGCUACUCAAUGCAUCUGCAAACGCCAAACCUGCAAAGUCAACAAAGAAGUCACAGCAGUCGAAAGAUCUAGCGACCCCUGAGGUCAAGAAUCUCGCAGCUUGCGCCCUCGCCUUCAAGGUAGUCAAUGACACCAAACGAGGUGUGCUGGUGUACGUACGCGUUUACUCUGGAUCGCUGGACAAAGGGGCAAUGCUCUAUAACACGAACUUGGGAGUCGCAGAACGUGCGCCACGUCUGCUCAAAAUGUACGCAAACGAUGCUGUGGAAGUCGACAGCAUCGGACCCGGCCAGAUCGGUGUAAUCACGGGUCUCAAGCAUGCAAGAACUGGUGACACACUGAUCGUGUACAGAGGCCUGCAGAUGCGAGGUACACCAGCUGGUGGACUGAACACUCUGCAGUUGAGGCCUAUCAAUGUACCGCCGCCGGUCUUCUUCACAAGCAUUGAGCCACACAGUCUCAGCGAGCAGAAGCACAUCCAUGAGAGUCUGGCGAUCUUGCUGCGAGAAGAUCCCAGUCUGCACCUCUCGAUUGAUGAAGAGUCAGGACAGACGCAUCUCGCGGGUAUGGGCGACCUGCAUCUUGAGAUUGCCCGCGACCGCCUCCUCAACGACUUCAAAGCGAAAGCACGCAUCGGCAAGAUCGAGAUCGGGUACCGCGAGACUAUCACCUCAGUAACAUCACCCUACACUUACGAACUCGACAAGCCCAUCGCCGGCAAACAAGCAAAAGCCACCAUCACCGCCUCCGUCGAGCCUAUAGAGGACAGCAUGAUCAUCCCCGGCACGCAAGUCGAGACCGAAAUCGAAGACGGUCCCUUCGAAACAACGUUUACCCUACUCGACAACAACAGCCUCAGCAUCUCCCACCCCAACCUCUCCCGCCACGACUCCGCAUCCCACAAAGCGCACAUCCCGCCACACCUCUCGCUUCCAGGUAUCCUGCACUCCCUCCAAGCCGGCGCCUCCGCAGCCCUCGCCCGCGGCCCUUUCAACGGCUUCCCCGUCGCCAACACGCGGGUGCGCAUCGACCUCGACGCUGACACACAGCUCUUCCCCGACACAACGCCGGCCGCACUCUCAAUGGCGACACGCGCAGCCGUGAAUGCAAGCCUCCGCUCCGCCAUCGCCGCAAACGCACCCUCACUGAUGGAGCCCGUGAUGAACGCAACCAUCUUCGUCCACGAAUCUUCCCUCGGCCCCGUCGUACAAGACAUUUCCUCCGCACGGGGCGGCCAAGUGCUCUCGCUCGACGGCUCCGAGUCCAUCGCUGCCUCCACAUCCACUGAAUAUUUGCCAAGGAUUGAUCCGAAUCUGAUAUACACGCCGCCCGAUCCGUUCGCGAAUGGCACGGGCGAUGUUGGGGGUGAGCUUGCGGAUAGCCAGAGGCAGAUCGUGGCGAGGGUGCCGUUGAAGGAGAUGGUGGGCUACUUGAGCCACCUCCGCGCGCUGACAGGCGGGCGAGGCACUUUCGUCAUGUCGGUUGAUGGGUUUGAGAAGAUGGGUACGCAGCGGCAGAAGGAGGUUUUGGAUAGUAUGCGGGAAUUCUAGAUGGCUGUAUGAUACUACGGGGGUGUAUAGGACUGUACAAGAUUGUAAGAUAGAUAGAUGCAG
This is a messenger RNA of Macroventuria anomochaeta, 2837 nucleotides long. Its product is annotated as P-loop containing nucleoside triphosphate hydrolase protein. The record is from RefSeq and is a predicted model, not a curated record. Gene Ontology annotation, cellular component: mitochondrion. NCBI's taxonomy places the organism in Eukaryota, Fungi, Ascomycota, Dothideomycetes, Pleosporales, Didymellaceae. The transcript has 3 exons. The coding region runs from base 129 to 2774 and encodes 881 amino acids. Gene Ontology annotation, molecular function: GTPase activity; GTP binding. Gene Ontology annotation, biological process: ribosome disassembly; mitochondrial translation.